Penicillium hordei is the source of this 2431-nucleotide messenger RNA. RefSeq names its product E3 ubiquitin-protein ligase HRD1 (gene hrdA). Lineage: Eukaryota; Fungi; Ascomycota; Eurotiomycetes; Eurotiales; Aspergillaceae. The coding region runs from base 5 to 2431 and encodes 808 amino acids. The record is from RefSeq and is a predicted model, not a curated record. Gene Ontology annotation, cellular component: cytoplasm. The transcript has 3 exons.
AGCCAUGAGACUAGCCGCGUAUGCUGGGGCCUCGGUGGCCCUAGCCACUGGUGUGUUUCUAAAAGCUCUUCAUCAGAGGUCCAAUUUCUAUUCGGCAUGUGUUUACCUCUCUCAGAGUAGUGCGAAUCUUAUGAUCCUCACGAAUUUAUGCCUUCUCAUCACCGGUUUUGUAUUAUUCUGGCUUCAGCGACUUCUUUACGGACCCUUGCGACCAAUCGAGACCGAGCAACUAUACGAGCGGGCCUGGUUCGCCGUCACAGAGACAUGCCUGGCCAUGACCAUAUUCCGAGGCGAACUUGGAGGCUGGUUCUUGGUCAUGUUCAUUUCGCUGCUGGUCGGCAAGGUCUGGGGCUGGAUUGGCGAAGGCCGCGUUGAGUUCUUAGAGCAACAGCCACCGGCUAAUCCCCGGUUGUUCCAUACUCGACUGGCAGUAUCUCUCGUGCUAACGGUGUUAUUCGAUGCCUUCAUGUUGCAGUACUGUGUUCACACCGUACUUGCGCACGCACGGCCGGAUAUGAUGGUUAUGUUUGGAUUUGAAUUCGCCAUCUUAACGAUCCUCUCAACUUCAACCCUGCUACGAUACGUUAUCGCGUUAACUGAGAUCUCCAUCACCCGUCAGCAAAUAAAGGCCAAGAUGCAGGAACGCCGGGAUGAGAUCCGUGCUGCGCGUGUCGAGGCGAUUCGAGAACAUGCCCGCGCGGGAGCUACCUCUCCUCCUGACAAUCUGCCCGACGAAAACGAUGUCAACGAGAUGGAGAUCGACGUGCCCGGAUGGGAGGAGAAGGGUCGUUGGGUCUUCUACUUGGAUCUUUUGACCGAUUUGUUCAAACUCGUGAUUUACUUGAGCUUCUUUGGUAUCCUGCUCACUUUCUACGGCCUCCCCAUCCACAUUCUGCGGGACGUUGUUGUGACCAUCCGCUCCUUUGCCCGUCGCAUUAUGGACUUCAUGCGUUACCGAAAUGCAACAAGGGAUAUGCACCAGAGGUAUCCGGAUGCAACGGCAGACGAAGUCUCCCGGGAAGAUGUCUGUAUCAUCUGCCGUGAGGAGAUGAUUCCGGUUCAGCCGGCGCAACCGCAACCGGCUGCCAAUGCUGCUGGAGAGCCGGCACCACAGCCGGCUGCUGGAACACAGCGUGUUCCUGACCGCCUGCGUCCAAAGAAGCUCCCAUGUGGCCAUAUCUUGCACUUUUCGUGCCUCCGAAGCUGGCUUGAGAGGCAACAAAACUGCCCGACAUGCCGACGUCCUGUUAUAACACCCCAGCGAACUGGUGGAGUUGCUGGGGUUGGAGGCAAUAAUGCAGGCGGGGGUCAGAAUGGUGGCGUCCAGCCAGGCCAACAAGGUGCAGAUGCACAACCACGUGCUCGGGUCUAUCAGUUUGGGCCUUUCCGUAUCGGCUUUGGAGCCGUGCGUGGGGAUUUAUUCAACAAUCUUCAUCCACACGGUCACCAAGGUAACGCGCCGCAGCCUGGGGCACACCCGCCUGCGAAUGUGCCUGGAAGACAUAUUGGGUUUGGAUUUGGGUUCGGGCGCCGUCCCCAAGCCCCAACCCCCGCUGUCGCCCCACAUGCUGCGGCUCCGGGGGGAUCUAUCACUGCUGAAAUCAACGAUCAAUUGUCACAGAUCGAGCAACGGCUCAAUCAAGAGAUCGCCACCCUUCGAGCUGCCGCGGAGCAUCUAAAUCACGUGCGCCAACUUCGGGUGGAACUAGAGCGGUUGCUUGCCCAAGCAAGGGCUGUUAACCAACAAGUUGCCGGUCAACAAGGUGUUGGCCAACCACGUGUCGCCCAACCAGGUGAAGGCCAACCAGGCCCGGUUCCCCACGUGGCCCCAGAAUCUUCGGUCUUCACAACGGGUCACCAGUAUGGCGCAAACCCGGGCGCUGACGUUCUAAACUCUGGAGAUCCUCGUCUACCGGAAGGGCUUACUCUUCCGCCUGGUUGGACCCUCCUUCCUCUUCAGCGCGUGGAUAAUGGCCCCAACAGUGUGGAUCAUACAGUGCAACUCUCGUCUACCACUACAAUGACAUCCCCAGCUGCGCCAGCGGUGGCCAGCCCUGUAACCUCUCAAGUCCCCACAUUCCCUGUACCUGUUCAGGGUCAAACAACCGGGAACUUCGGGGUAAAUGCGCGCGGCACGACCAACUCUGAAACCCUUCCCGUAAAUGGGGCCCCUCAGCCCCCGGCAUUGCAGCCGACGCCAACCGUCCCUUCUGCGGAACAUCGCGCAGAAUCCCCAUCCCAAGAAUGGACCGAUGUUGCCCCUAGAGGGUCCUUCGAGGCCAGGCCGGCUUCUUCCAUUCCUACUACAUGGGGUAGCAAUGGGGAAUCUGCAAAUAGUGCUUCUGAUCAAGCCGACACUCACCCCGCGUCUGCAUCCAAUGGCAAAGGUCGAAUUGCAUCAGUUGAAGAAACGCGCGAUGAAGAAGCUUGA